Molecule: messenger RNA, 1149 nt
Organism: Thalassophryne amazonica
Lineage: Eukaryota; Metazoa; Chordata; Actinopteri; Batrachoidiformes; Batrachoididae
Product: septin-7-like
Exons: 12
Coding region: 115-1128 (337 amino acids)
Biological process (GO): cilium assembly; cytoskeleton-dependent cytokinesis
Cellular component (GO): microtubule cytoskeleton; cell division site; septin ring
Molecular function (GO): GTPase activity; molecular adaptor activity; GTP binding
Source: RefSeq, a predicted model, not a curated record
CAGUGUCUGUGCAUCCUCUGUUAAUACUACUGCGAGUACUGUUGGUAGUACUGCGAGUCGUGCUAGCACUUGUUAUUAUUGUGGUCGAGUUGUGUACUGAGUUUGUGGACGAGCAUGUCGAGUCGCGAAAGAUUUGUUCGUGAAGUUGACGGGAACGACAGUAUAAUGGCUCAACAGAAGAACUUGGAGGGCUACGUAGGUUUUGCAAAUCUACCCAACCAGGUUUAUCGAAAAUCUGUGAAGAGAGGAUUUGAGUUCACUCUCAUGGUUGUGGGAGAAUCUGGGCUGGGGAAGUCCACACUCAUCAACUCCCUCUUCCUGACAGACCUGUACUCCAGUGAAUACCCAGGUCCCUCUCACAGAAUCAAAAAAACUGUACAGGUGGAGCAGUCCAAGGUUCUGGUGAAGGAAGGAGGAGUCCAGCUUCUGCUCACCAUUGUUGACACCCCGGGUUUCGGUGAUGCUGUUGACAACAGUAACUGCUGGCAACCUGUGAUUGAGCACAUCGACAGUAAAUUUGAAGAUUACCUGAACGCAGAGUCACGGGUCAACAGACGUCAGAUGCCUGACAGCAGAGUGCACUGCUGCCUGUAUUUCAUUGCCCCCUCUGGACAUGGACUGAAGCCCCUUGACAUUGAGUUCAUGAAACGGCUCCAUGAAAAGGUAAACAUCAUCCCCCUGAUCGCCAAAGCUGACACUAUGACUCCUGAAGAGUGCCAGCAGUUUAAGAAGCAGAUCAUGAGAGAAAUCCAGGAGCAUAAAAUCAAAAUCUAUGACUUCCCGGAGACUGACGAUGAAGAUGAAAUGAAGCUCGUCAGGAAAAUCAAGGACCGCUUACCGCUGGCUGUCGUCGGUAGCAACACCAUUAUUGAGGUCAACGGAAAACGAGUGCGUGGGAGGCAGUAUCCGUGGGGUGUCGCUGAAGUGGAGAACAGUGAGCACUGUGAUUUUAUGAUCCUCCGGAACAUGCUGAUCCGCACUCACAUGCAGGACCUCAAAGAUGUAACGAACAACGUUCAUUAUGAAAAUUACCGCAGCAGGAAACUAGCUGCAGUCACCUACAACACCAGUGACAACAAUAAGAACAAGGGACAGUUGACCAAACCGGACACAGGUGACAGCAUGUAAGUGUGACUUCACAGCUUUUUG